Molecule: messenger RNA, 387 nt
Organism: Penicillium concentricum
Lineage: Eukaryota; Fungi; Ascomycota; Eurotiomycetes; Eurotiales; Aspergillaceae
Exons: 2
Coding region: 1-387 (128 amino acids)
Source: RefSeq, a predicted model, not a curated record
AUGUCAAUCCCAUCCCUUCCUUCGGAGCAUCCUAACCAGCUUCUACGGAACCUUGGCGCCCAGUACGACCCCGAUCUUCCUAUCAGCUUGGCUUUUCGUCUUGCCGGCGCCCAACGUGGCUGGAAGCCCGGCUCAAAGACUUGGAAGCGCAACUGGAAUUCCUGUAUGGAUAGCGAAUACGACCGAUUGAUUGGCUGCCGAGCCCUGGCCCGUGUGCACGUGAACCUCGUCGACGUUCUGGAUGCAUGGAACUCGGAUGUUACCCCUACUCAAUUCAAGAGUAAGGAGGCCCUUGCCAAAUACACAAAGGAAAGCCAGAAGUUCUUUGGUCGACAACUCGCCAAGCAGGAUAAGGCUCUGCGGGUCUUGCUGCGCAAGCUCCUGUAA